Etheostoma spectabile (orangethroat darter) is the source of this 1434-nucleotide messenger RNA. RefSeq lists its product as uncharacterized. The record is from RefSeq and is a predicted model, not a curated record. The transcript is spliced from 3 exons. Bases 128 to 1330 code for a protein of 400 amino acids. NCBI's taxonomy places the organism in Eukaryota, Metazoa, Chordata, Actinopteri, Perciformes, Percidae.
GUCGAUCACGAGUGGCUCAACAGCUAGAUCUAUAGAUAAACUCAUCUUUCAGAAAUUUGACCGACCGGGUUGACACUUCAGCGUGAGAAAUCGGGAGUGUGGCGUGUGAGCGUGUGAAACCAGUCAAAUGCGUGUGUCUCACGGCCAAUGCGUGAGAGUUGGCAGCCCUGUUGUUGCACUACUCUACCAAACAGCCCACUACUCACAGCUUGGCAUCAGUGCAGUUCCUCCAGUUCACAGCUGUACUGAAACGGAGCAGAGCUGGCAUAAACCUAGAACAAUGGGAGUCAAGCCAGGUCCUGUCAAUAAAAUGGUGGUUCUGUCUGCAAGACCCAAAGAGAGGAAGCUUGCUGAGGGUUUAAGGAGUACCCUUUACAAGGGUGUCACCAGUGAGCUGCCUGACCUCUCAGUCCUCCAAGUAGCAGAGGCAUAUAAGGACUACGCCAGUGCUGUAGCUCCUCCAGUCACCACUAUCAGGAUGUCACAUGAGGAUUCUUUGGUGGAUUCUGCCUUUGGUAAAGUUCAGUAUGGAAGUGUGCUGUCAUACCAGCAGCCAGCUGCAACAACAUGCAACAUUACUCACCAUCAAGAUGCCCCACCACCGCCACCUCUGCCACUAGUUGGUUACAGCCUUGACACAUCUGUUUGCUUGUUUGUCCAUAGCAAACAUGGACAACCACACAUGACGUCACUGGCAGUAACCUUAGAUAUGGCUCACAAAAUAGAGCAUGCCACCAAAGAACAGAGUGCAUCACAUGCUUGGCACUCGGUCCGAAAACCCCGGGUAACAGCGUCACGUUUUAGGGAGGUUUGUCAUGUGCGUGGACAGAGCUCGGCUGAACACCUGGCUGAAAGAAUCUACAAAGAAACUCGCCAGACAGCAGAUAUGAAGAGAGGGCUUGAAAUGGAAUCUGCUGCAAUUGAGGAAUACUGCCUGCUGCGAGAGGUGAACUACCACACUUGUGGGUUCUUAAUUCACCCCGAUGCACCUUGGCUGGGGGCCUCUCCUGAUGGGAUUAUUUUUGACCCUAAAGAGCACCAUGUUUUUGGACUUUUGGAGAUAAAAUGUCCCAAUGUCAAAAGUUACGUGGACUGUCCUUACCUUAAAUUUCACAAUGGCACACCAGAACUGAAACAGCAUGCAUACUUUUGGCAAGUUCAAGAACAAAUGCUGAUCUCAGGAUUGGACUGGUGUGAUUUUGUCGUUUAUGCACAGGAUGACAUGAUGAUCCAGCGCAUAUACAAAGACACCAGAAUGUUUCAGAUCAUUCGAGAGAAAGCUGACCAUUUCUUUCUUUACUUUUACCUGCCAAGAUACCUACAGAUGUAAAAAAGACAAAUAAUCAUUUAACAUUGUAUCAAAGUUUUUUUUAUUUACUCAACAUCACUGUACAUAAUGUUAAAGACUGUAACAAAGUUAUUUAUAUUUACAUG